AUGUCAACAUGUUGGGAGUGCGGCAAACCUUUCCCUUCGGGCAGGCGGGCCCUCAAGCAGCACCGCAAAAGUACCAACCAUACAGAAUGCCGCCGGUGCUACGACAUGUUCAACAGCGCGCAGGACCGGCAUUUGAACUUCAAAAUCCACCGUGGCUCGUCGGUCCAGUGCCCUUUGUGCAUGAAGGCAUAUAUUACCGCAACCGGUAUAGUUAACCAUCUCGAAUCUGGCACGUGCCCCAACACGCAGAACCUCUCGCGUGACGCCCUUUACCGCCUUGUCCGCAGCCGUGAUCCGCAGGGCGUCAUCUCUAAGAAGUUAAUCGGUUGGAUUGGUGAGGUGGAAUACGAGGUUACGGUUUACACCUGGAAUGGAUCUGGUUACGAGUAUUAUCUAUGCCACCGCGUUUUCCAAAAGAUACAAAGCCUGGACCAGCAUUUGAAAUCUCCCGUCCCCCCUUCCUGUGGGCGCGGCGACAGUUUCGGUUUAACGGCGUGGACGUGGAAUUUCGUAGAUCAACAAUUAUAUUAUUACUGCCCGAAAGUAACCUGCCGCAGCGAAUUUAAAACUCUGGCAUCCCUCAUUAGCCACCUCGAAAGCGAGUUUUGCGGAUAUAUACGAUUCAGCAGCGUUCAAAACCGGGUUAAAGAGAUGAUGUUUGGUGGGAAGCUCAUUGGACAUUAG
Messenger RNA from Pyricularia grisea, 684 nucleotides. RefSeq lists its product as uncharacterized. Lineage: Eukaryota; Fungi; Ascomycota; Sordariomycetes; Magnaporthales; Pyriculariaceae. The coding region runs from base 1 to 684 and encodes 227 amino acids. The record is from RefSeq and is a predicted model, not a curated record. The transcript has 3 exons.